Colletotrichum godetiae is the source of this 822-nucleotide messenger RNA. RefSeq lists its product as uncharacterized. The coding region runs from base 1 to 822 and encodes 273 amino acids. The record is from RefSeq and is a predicted model, not a curated record. Gene Ontology annotation, molecular function: oxidoreductase activity. The transcript is spliced from 4 exons. NCBI's taxonomy places the organism in Eukaryota, Fungi, Ascomycota, Sordariomycetes, Glomerellales, Glomerellaceae.
AUGAAUACCACCGGACUUCGCACCAAGGGGCUCCGUCCCGGCUUUGGAAUCGAAGUACACAAUUUCCCACUUCACCCAACUUCACUCAACCAAAACGCCCGUCUAAUCGAAGACCUCGUCAAGGAAUACGGCUUCCUCGUCAUACGCAAAACCAACCUAACAGACGAAAUCCACAUCGCCCUAGCCCGUCACCUCGGCGACCUAGACGACGUCAACCCCUACAACAAAGCAGGAAACAUCAAAGCAGACGCAUCGGUCGUCGACCGCAAGUCCCCAAGCACCCAGGCUGGAUUAGACAAUGCCCUCUUUCACGUUGAUUCCAGCUUCAACCCUAGACGGGCGGAACAUUCUCUGCUUCUGGCUCAUGAGUUGCCCCCAAAAGGUACGGGCGGUAAUAGUCUUGAGGAAAUGAAGGUGGAAUUGGUCGAGAAAGAUUACAUUGCGUGUCAGUCUAUCCUGCAUUCCAAAAAACUUGCCGCCCCGGAGCACUUUGCAGACAUCGAGCCCACAGAUAAUCCCAUGGGACGACACAAACUCGUCCAAAAUCACGAGCCCUCCGGGCGGAUGAACCUCUAUCUCGCAGCACACAUCCACCACAUCGAGAACCUCGCCGUGCCGGACUCAAAGGCUCUGUUCGAGAGGCUUUUUGAACACGCCACGCAGGAAAAGUACCGCGUCACGGUGGAGUGGGAGGAUGUUGGAGAUUUGGUUGUUUGGGAUAAUACGUGUACGAUGCAUCGCGCCAUGGGCGGAGAGUUUGCGCAUCGGUACAGGAGGGAUAUGAGGAGGGCUACUGUUCAUGAUGGGAGUAGCCUGGCGUGA